Messenger RNA from Rhodofomes roseus, 1925 nucleotides. RefSeq names its product feruloyl esterase-like protein. The transcript is spliced from 14 exons. Lineage: Eukaryota; Fungi; Basidiomycota; Agaricomycetes; Polyporales; Fomitopsidaceae. The record is from RefSeq and is a predicted model, not a curated record. The coding region runs from base 131 to 1792 and encodes 553 amino acids.
UCACCGCAUUCCGAAUAGCGUUUCAGGGAACAGAUUUCCUGGCCAAUGACGGCCUGUGACGCAGAGCAAGGAUCUCCUUGAGCGCCUCACGUCGGUGAAUUGAGGUCAGACAGACCUAUAUGAAACGGUCAUGGUCAAGUUUUCCAUCGCGCUUUCUGGCCUGUUAGCUCUCCUCCACGCUGCUCUGUACUCCAGGGGUGUCUACGCGGCUGCUCAGAGUGUACACGAUCGCGACUCUUCCUCCUUCGAGUCGAAAUGUUCCUCCUUCAGUCUGCUAAACAUCUCUAUCGCUAAUGUUACGAGCACCAAGUAUUAUCCUCACGGUUCGACGGUCAACAUGUCGACCACUAUUUCCAGUAUUGACACGGACGACCUUCCGGAUUUCUGCCGCAUCGAACUCACUGUCACGACCAACUCCACGGCGGACUCCAGGUGCAACACGGAGCUCUGGCUGCCCACUACAUGGAACGGGAGAUUCUUGGCUAUAGGCAACGGCGGCUUCGCUGGGGGCAUCAAUGUGGGGGAAUUAGGUUACGUCGCUGUCAAUCAGAGUUACGCUGGAAUGUCCACGAACCAAGGCCACAACUCCACAGUGACUAGUGUUACGUGGGCCGGGCCGCAUAACGACAACGCUAUCGUUGACUGGGGUUGGCGGGCUAUGCAUCUCAGUGUGGUCGUUGGCAAGGAGGUUGUUCAGCAGUACUAUGGGUCAGCGCAGAAUCACUCGUAUUACAUUGGGUGUUCUCAAGGCGGUCGUUCUGGGCUCAAGGAGAUGCAGUUAUACCCUGACGAAUUUGACGGCCUAGUCAUAGGCUCUCCGGCAGCCUGGCAUUCUCACCUACGGAUGUGGGCUGGGUAUCUCUAUAAACUCGCAGAACCGAGCACCUCCGAUCGCUAUAUCGACCCCGCUCUGUGGACAAACGUCAUCCAUGAAGAAGUGCUGAAUCAGUGUGAUGCUAUCGACGGGCUCUCGGAUGGGAUUAUCAAUGACCCCAGGCUUUGCGACUUCAACGCAUCUGCACUCGCUUGCCAAUCCGGCCAGAAUUCGACAACCUGCCUCAGUAGCAUUCAGGUUGAGACGUUUGAGAAGGCCUACUCUGACUACAUCGUCAAUGAUCACUGGGUAUUCGGCUCAUAUUACCCAGGCGGAGAAGUCGGAUACAGCACGGGCUAUACGGAGAAAGUCUCUACAGUGUCUCAAAGCUGGUUCCGCUACAUGCUUUUAAACGACACCACAUGGCAGCUUCGCGAAUACAACUCGUCUCUGAUUGCUAGAGGCGACGCCAUCGACCCUGGACAAUCGGACGCUAUUGACCCCGACCUCGGUGCGUUUGCCGGGUCGGCGCAUAACGGGAAGCUGCUUCAUUAUGUCGGAUGGGCAGACCAGAUCAUCAGCCCUGGUGCAAGCAUCCACUACUACGAGACUGUGAAGAACUUUACGCGCGACAAUAUGCAGGUCGAAAUUGAUGACUUCUAUCGGUUGUUUACUGUCCCUGGAAUGGAACAUUGUCAGGGUGGCAACGGCGCAAACGCGUUCGGUAGCGUGCAGCAGGCGUCCAACAAUAUGCCGCCUCUGAACCAUGAGCCCGAAUAUGAUGUACUCGCUGCUAUGGUUCAAUGGGUCGAACAGGGAAUCGCUCCUUCCAACCUGACCGCCGUGCACUACAAGGACAAUGACGUGGCGAAUGGCAUCGACGCAAUCCGUCCACUGUGCCAAUACCCGAAAUCCCUUUAUUAUACCGGCGGCGACGAAUUGGACCCUGACUCGUAUACUUGCAAGGAGGCGAUUUGAGCCCUAUAUAGCCUAUACGGAGUUCUUGCGGCAUUCGUGGAAUGAGGUGGUACUGAUACGUACAUCGGUACACAAGGAAUCGGUGUCGUUCGGCUUCACCUUCAUUACAGUACUCGAUCUAUACGGACAUCAC